AUAAAACUCAAUAAACUUAGACAGACAAGAAAUGAUAUUGUUAAUUGAAAGAAAGUGGAAUAGUUAUAUAUCCCGAUUGUUCUAAAAAAAAUGUUUUCUUGGUUUUUUAACACACAAUCAAAAGAAAAGGAUUGCUUAUUGAAUAAGGAGGAGGAAAAAUCAGAAAUGAAGCUUUCAAGUUCAAUAAAAGCUUCAACACUAGAUUUUAGAAAGAUUGAGUGUGACCUUUCAACAAAUAUUAAUUUUGGUUUGAGUACUUUAGAAGCAAAAAAUAGACAGCUUUUAUAUGGACUUAACGAGUUUGAUGUUGGUGAAGAUACACCAUUGUGGUUAAAAUAUUUAAAUCAGUUUAAAGAGCCUAUGAUAUUGUUGCUACUAACUAGUGGUUUAGUCAGUAUUUGCAUGGGACAAUAUGAUGACGCUAUUAGUAUUACUGUGGCUGUUAUAAUUGUUGUGACUGUUGCCUUUAUUCAGGAAUAUCGCUCAGAUAAAUCUGUAGAAGCAAUAACUCAGCUCGUUCCACCUUCAUGCCAUUGCUUGAGAAAUGGGGAUUGGGUAAAUUUUUUAGCAAAAGAAUUGGUCCCUGGUGAUAUUGUUGCAGUAGAAACAGGUGAUCGCGUUCCUGCUGAUCUACGACUGUUUGAGGCUAUUCACUUAGAAAUUGAUGAAUCAAGUUUUACUGGGGAAAUUAAACCUGCUCGAAAGUGUACUUUGACAUUGAGUACAAAUAGUGAAAAAUCAAACAUGGCUCUUAUGGGAACAUUAGUACGAGCAGGAAAAGGAAAGGGCAUAGUAUGUGGAACUGGUACUAAUUCUGAGUUUGGGUCGGUCUUUCAAAUGAUGAAGGAUGAGGAGCCUCCAAAAACUCCUCUUCAGAAAAGUAUGGAUCAACUUGGCAAACAACUUUCUUUUUACUCAAUUUUAAUUAUUGGUCUUGUUGUCUUACUUGGUUGGAUACAAAAUCGUAAAAUCAUGGAAAUGUUUACCAUUGGCGUAAGUUUAGCAGUCGCUGCAAUACCAGAAGGUCUGCCAAUUGUUGUAACUGUAACGCUAGCUCUUGGUGUUAUGCGAAUGGCUAACAGAAAUGCUAUUGUUAAAAAAUUACCAGCAGUAGAAACUUUAGGAUGUGCUACUGUUGUUUGUUCUGAUAAAACAGGCACACUAACAAAAAAUGAAAUGACUGUAACAGAUAUUGUUCUUGCAGAUAAUCGAAGAGUAAAGGUGACUGGAAUUGGGUAUUCAAGUCAUGGCCAAAUACUAUUUGGAAACCAUGGAGCUAGUGAAUUUUCAGAUGAAUCUUUAACUCUUCUUGUUAAGACAGGAUGCUUAUGCAAUAAUGCUUCAAUUAAAAAUUCUGUCCUUUUUGGGCAAGCCACUGAAGGAGCAAUAAUUGCUGUUGGACUUAAACUUGGGUUAGUUCGAUUAAAUGAAGAGUAUGAACGAAUCGAUGAAAUGCCAUUUACUUCUGAAAACAAAUGGAUGUCAGUAAAGUGUAGAAAAUUAUUUUCAGAGGAUGCUCCAAUGUUUUAUGUAAAGGGAUCCUUUGAAAAAGUAUUAGAAAAAUGUUCUACAUGGUUAGAUUAUGGUGUAAAAAAAAUAUUAACAUCAGCUCAUAAAGAAAGUGCAGCAGUUGAAGCUUCAAAGUUAGGUUACCAAGGACUAAGAGUGGUAGCAUUUGCUUAUGGGGAGGAAAUGAACUCAUUGACAUACCUUGGCAUUGCUGGCAUUAUUGAUCCUCCUCGAGAAGGAGUAAAAGAUGCUAUUUGCACACUUAUUGAAGGUGGAGUAAAUGUAAAAAUGCUUACAGGUGAUGCAAGAGAGACAGCUGUAGCCAUUGCUAGUAAAGUUGGUUUAAAUACAGAAGCAGCAAAUGUUAUAUCAGGCGAACAAAUUGAUUCUAUGGACAGCUAUGAACUCGAAAAAAUUAUUAAUAAUAUAACUGUAUUCUAUCGAGUUAGUCCGAAGAAUAAAGUCACAAUAGUUCGAGCUCUUCAAAGAAAGGAUCAUGUUGUUGCAAUGACAGGAGAUGGUGUCAAUGAUGCCAUAGCAUUAAAAUGUGCUGAUAUUGGAAUCACAAUGGGAAAAGGUGGGACAGAUGUUAGCAAAGAAGCUGCAGAUAUGAUAUUAGCAGAUGAUGAUUUUAAAACAAUUUUGAUAGCUCUUGCUGAAGGAAAAGGAAUUUAUUAUAAUAUACGAAAUUUCGUAAGAUUUCAACUUAGCACAAGCAUUGCCGCUAUCACGUUGAUUACAAUUUCUACAUUAUUAGCACUCCCUAAUCCCCUAAAUGCCAUGCAAAUUUUGUGGAUUAACAUUAUAAUGGAUGGUCCUCCAGCUCAAAGUUUGGGUGUGGAACCUGUAACUGAUGAUGUAAUGAGACAAAAGCCACGUGCAGUUAAAGAUCCAAUGGUUAAUAGAUAUCUGCUUAUCCAGGUCCUGAUAUCAUCAGCAAUUAUUGUAGCUGGCACAUUGUAUAUAUUUUGGCAUGAGAUGUCUGACAGUAUAAUAACACCACGCGAUACAACAAUGACAUUCACUUGUUUUGUAUUUUUUGAUAUGUUCAAUGCAAUGAGUUGUCGAUCUCAAACUAAAUCGAUACUCGAGAUUGGUUUUUUUAGUAAUCGGAUGUUUUUAUAUGCGGUUGGCGGUUCCGUUAUUGGUCAAAUGUUAGUAAUUUAUUUCCCUCCUCUGCAGAGGGUAUUUCAAACAGAAAGUUUAACAUUUUAUGACAUUAUAAAAUUGACUGCAAUUGCGUCCUCUGUGUUAGUUGUCGACGAAAUAAGAAAACUAGUAUUAAAAAAUUGCAUGAAAAAAUUGCUGCGUAAAAAAAGUAUUUAUGAUUUAGUAUAGUACUAGAAAGGUUUAGUUGA
Messenger RNA from Hydra vulgaris (swiftwater hydra), 2867 nucleotides. Its product is annotated as calcium-transporting ATPase type 2C member 1. Gene Ontology annotation, molecular function: ATP hydrolysis activity; P-type calcium transporter activity; ATP binding. Gene Ontology annotation, biological process: calcium ion transmembrane transport; intracellular calcium ion homeostasis; manganese ion transport. Gene Ontology annotation, cellular component: endoplasmic reticulum; plasma membrane; Golgi membrane. NCBI's taxonomy places the organism in Eukaryota, Metazoa, Cnidaria, Hydrozoa, Anthoathecata, Hydridae. The record is from RefSeq and is a predicted model, not a curated record.